AGCCAUGUUGUUGGGCUCAGGGACGAGCAGACACAAUCCUGCUGCCCGUGGUAACUUUCAGGGAAGUUUCUGUCACAGCCUCUGGGGGGACGUGGGCGGCGGCGGGGGGGGGGGGGGAAGGAGCCCGCAGCGGCUGCCCAGCGCGGCGCACGCGUCCUGGAGACCCCCCCCCCUCCCGCUGCCCAGCGAGCCCCCGUCUGCCGACCCCCGGCACCCCCCGCCAACGCAGCCAGGCAGGCCACCACUGCGCUACCUCCCGCACCGGGCUGGGGCCGGGAGCCCUAUUCAGCGAGCGCUUUAGGCCGGCUCCCCUGCGCAGACAGCGUAAAGCCAGCAGCUUCCCCUUGCGUGCGCGGCGAGUCUCUCUCGGGCUCCGGCUCCGGCCCCGCCUCCCUUGCUCUUGCCUGAGUCUCCCAUUGGCCAGCGGGUGCGUCACUCUCCGGCUGGACCCAUCUCGCGCUCCCCAUUCAUGCAGUUUGGUUGCGUGUUGGUGUAUUUUACUGUUUGCAAUAAAGAGGGGGGGAUUUUUUUUUUUUGUUCAGUUUCUGCUGCAAUUAACUCUUGGUCCCUUAUAAAAAAUUUUUGGCAAUUUUGCAGAACGGUUGAAACAGUUUUUUGUUUUGUGAUUGCAUUUGUUUUUUAAUAGAUCUCUUAUCUAUUUUGCAAUCAACUAUUAAGGUGCAACUAUGCCCAAAAGAAAGGCUGCAGCUGAAGGCGAGGUGAAGGAGGAGCCAAAAAGAAGGUCAGCUAGAUUAUCAGCAAAACCUGCUCCACCUAAACCGGAGCCAAAGCCCAAAAAGGCAGCACCUAAGAAAGAGAAGGCAGCAAAUGAUAAAAAGGAGGACAAAAGAGCAGCAGCAAAGGGGAAGAAGGGAGCCAAAGGCAAAGAUGAAACUAAGCAAGAUGAUGCUAAAGAAGAAAACCACUCUGAAAAUGGAGAUACCAAAACUAAUGAGGCACCAGCUGCUGAAGCAUCCGAUGAUAAGGAAGCCAAGUCCGAGUAAUGUUAACCUUGCCCUAUAUCUCCAUCAUCUGGUAUCCAUACCUCCAUGCUGUAUUGUUAACAGAGAGGAAUAUUUUUAUCAACUAUUUUAUAAAUGCAGGUUUUUUUAGCAUGAAUUUAAUUAUGGAACAUCUUCAUCUCGGUUACUUGGGAAUUAAAUCCCUAACAAAACAAAACAAAACAAAAAAUCAUUGUUUUUAAAUUUUGUGAUUGUAAUAGUUUGUAUGGUACAUGGAAAGAAUAAGUGGUGGUAGCUUUCGACUUCUGUCAGUGUGUCCCUUUUUGUGUAAGUCAUGCCUACAGACUUCAGAUUUUAAUUUUACCCCUUGUAUGUGUUAUAUGGUUUCUUAAAGUGGGGAGGUCUCAAAACAAAUAACUGCGUUAAACAUUCCAGUGGUUCUGUGGGUUGCUUUUAUAAAGAAGGUGAGAUAUUUUCAUGAAAAUCCUAGGAGCUGGAAAUCUGUUUCCCAAAUGUAACUUUAUUUUGUCAGUUUUGGAGAAAAAAAUAAAGUGUAAUCAUGUUUUUAAAUGAAAUACAAACAUUUCUUUUAAAAGGGCAGGUUGGUUGUAUGUACCCACUGUUAGGAAUUUUGCUGGAUUUAUCUUAAUAAAAAAGACUCCUCGAAA
Dermochelys coriacea (leatherback sea turtle) is the source of this 1630-nucleotide messenger RNA. It is a transcript of the gene HMGN5, whose product is annotated as high mobility group nucleosome binding domain 5. Gene Ontology annotation, biological process: chromatin organization. The record is from RefSeq and is a predicted model, not a curated record. The coding region runs from base 687 to 1004 and encodes 105 amino acids. Gene Ontology annotation, cellular component: nucleus; chromatin. Gene Ontology annotation, molecular function: nucleosomal DNA binding. Lineage: Eukaryota; Metazoa; Chordata; Testudines; Dermochelyidae. The transcript is spliced from 6 exons.